Messenger RNA from Ogataea philodendri, 3495 nucleotides. RefSeq lists its product as uncharacterized. The transcript has a single exon. Gene Ontology annotation, molecular function: GTPase activator activity; small GTPase binding. The record is from RefSeq and is a predicted model, not a curated record. Lineage: Eukaryota; Fungi; Ascomycota; Pichiomycetes; Pichiales; Pichiaceae. Gene Ontology annotation, biological process: activation of GTPase activity; nucleocytoplasmic transport. Gene Ontology annotation, cellular component: nucleus; perinuclear region of cytoplasm; cytosol. Bases 1 to 3495 code for a protein of 1164 amino acids.
AUGGCCCAAGAAUUCAAGGACGAUUUGUCCAAAGACCUCACGCCGCCCGAGCAGUUCCAGAGUCCCGGUGUUUCCAACGGAGACGUGGACUGGCUGUUUCGGGGCAAGGCAGCCAAGAAGUUGUCGCGCAAGAGCAACAACGUGUCGCUCGACGUCCAGAACCAAAUCCAACAGGCACAGCUCCAGGCCGCGCAGAGCCAGACACAGCAGCAGCCCGCCGCCCAGGACCAGGGCGAGUUUGUUUCCAAGUUGCCAUCGACGUCCACACAGCUCAAGCCGUCGCUGAAGACGGUGUCUGCCGCGGGAGCAGACUCCUGCAAAGGCCAAGACACAUUGGCUUGUUCGCCAACAUCACAAACAGGGCUCGCGAGAUCCGGAUCCACGCGAUCCCGGUCCGGCUCGCUGUCAAACCCCAUCAGACGCGUUCUCCCAGUUUCUGACUCGAAGGACAAAUCGCCGGCCGUUCCGACUCAAAGAAGACAGUCUCUGUUUUCGUCGAUUUCGUCCAAGUUCAAGUCGCAAUCGUCGCAAGCCUCGCCCCACGACCCUGUUCCGCCCACCGUGCCCGAAUCGGUGGUUGUGGACUGCGUAAGCGGCGACCGCAGCUCUGUGUCGUCCAGGAAGUCGGACGGCCCCAGAUCAAGACGCGCGUCUGUGGCAGAACGGUCGGACUCUGUGUCGAGCGUCGACGACGUGAAGCAGCAGUUCGAGCGUAUGCCGUUCAAGCGUGUCAACUUUGCUCUGCAGGACUUCCCUGAAGAUCCUCAGCAACAGAUUCCGUCCAGAAAGCCCAAAAAGGGUAAUGUUCUGAUUCCGGAGGAUUUGACCGUCCCGCCUCCAAAACUAUCGAUCGGGAUCAGUGAUACCUCUUACAACCAGACAAAGGACGAGAUCCCCAAGGUGGACGAAUCUCUAAUGAGACAGGCCAUGGAAAGACAGCAGCUGGCUAUCAUGGAGAGCAGAAAACAUGCCCAGGAGGCCCACCAGGCCGCCCUCAGAAUAGCCAAGGAGGUGGGCGGGUUCAAGAAGCUGGCCAAGCUCGGCAAGGACAAGGACGAUGAGGAUGAGGGAUGGGGAGACAAGCAAUUCGAGGAGUUUAGAAAUAACGUCGAUAUCGACACCCCGUUGCACCAGCACGUGAACUAUUUCGACGUGGAGGAAGAGGAGGCUGUGGAGCCGGAAAAGGACGUCAAGGUCGAGGAGUUGCCGUUGGACCUGCUGUACACGCGUUGCUGCCAUCUAAGAGAGAUUCUUCCUAUUCCAGCCACUCUUAAACAGCUCAAGGGAAAAGUGCGGCCUCUUCACGUUCUCAAGAUGCUGAACCCGAAACCGACCUUGAUUGACGUUCUAUCGUUCUCGGACUUCCUUGCCAUUGCCCCCAUUGUUACCGUGAUCUUCGAUAACGUGUACCUUGACAACACCAUGAUCAAGAUCGUGCUCAUCAGUUUGUCGCGGUCCACCACGCUGGAAAAGCUCUCUUUCAGAAACGUUGCAUUUGAUCAACAAGGCUGGAAGUACAUCUGCAAAUUCCUCACGGUCAACAAGUCCAUUUUAAAGCUGGACCUGAGUCAACAGCGGAUCAGACCAGAAACACCAAAACAUUUUUAUAGAUCGGUGAUGGACUGGGACCUGUUUACCCAAAGUUUGAUCAUCAAGGGUGGAAUUGAGGAGCUGGUGAUCAAUGGUUGCAAACUCACAAUUGACCAGUUCAAACACCUGGUGAACAACGGACUGCGUUUGAAGACCAAGAGACUGGGUCUAGCAUCCACGAACCUGGACGAGCAGAAAGCCCAGGUCUUGGCCGACUGGAUGUCCAGUCCUAGCAACACGUGUCUCGGGAUCGACAUUGCCGUCAACCAUCUGACCUCGCGUGUGUUGGCUCCGUUUGAGCACAUCUUCCGCACAAGAAUGGAUCACAUCAAUUUGAUCUUCUUUUCACUGAACCAGACUGACGUUUCGGUGGAGGAUUGUGCAAACAUGAUCAAAUUACUAAGCAAGAGUAAGACGCUGCGAUUUUUGGACCUGGGCAACAACCCGCAGCUAUUCCCUGCGAUUUUGCCAACUCUUACCGAGUUCUUGCCGCAGUUCCCUGAUUUACGCAGGGUGCACUUUGAGUUCUGCAACCUGAGCGAGGCGGGCAUAAUCCAGCUGUGUUUAACGUUCCAGAAGUGUCCGAAGCUUCUUCACGUUUCUCUUCUGGGAAAUGAGAACAUUAAUCAACGGAACGCUGCUUCGCUCUACAUUUCGGUGAAAAAUUCCAAUAUUUACAGUUUGGACAUCGACUACGACGCGCUCAGCGACGAGGUGUCGUCGAAAAUCGCGUUCUACCUGAUGCGCAACAUGGAGAAGUUCCUGAACAAGGACCUGACCCAGAGCGGCAACCAGGAGGAGGACCUGAUUUUCGACGGCUCUUUACUGACCAAGACCGCAGAGGCGCUGUUGGAGUCGAACCAGGCGAAAAACGACGACGAGAACCAGAUCAUCAGCAACGCUCUGGUUGAGAAGACCGUGCGGCUGCGGAGCGAGAUCCACAAGAUCAUGAACAAGCUGUUCGACGACAGAGCCAACGGCCGGCUGUCGCUGGAGGGCAAGGAGACGCUGUUGCGGUUCUGUUUGCUGGACGACUCGUUGGAGAGCAUUAUACAUAUUUUUUCCGAGCAGGAGCUGCAGGGAAAGGCCAAGAAGACGAGCUGCGACGCUCCGGGCGUGUUGAAGCGGCCGGAGCUGAUCAAGAAGCUGUCGACGCAGAGAUCGAGCCAGAAACUGCCGAUGCACAAGUCCUCGUCGGACGUGAUUGUGGCCGGGCCUAUUGUGUCGCCAAACCAGGUUGCGUUCGAGCCCGUGACGGUGCCGAUCUCCGAGGACGCGAACCCGCACUCGGUGGUGGCGGACGGCGACUCGCAGCCCGUGGACCAUCUGACGGGCCAGCCGGUGCUGAUGAGAAGCGUGUCGCAGACUUCGAUCCACGCCAAAGAGCUGGAGGAGGAGGAAGGAGAGUUCCACAAGUGGGGAUUCUAUGUGCAGCAGCACGACUCGUCCGAGCACCUGCCAUUGCCGCAGGAGAAGCCGCACCUGAAGGUGAGCAACAUCCCGUCUGGCACGGAGCUGCGCCAGGCGGUGAUGAAGGCCAAGGGCAUCGAGAGCGUGUCGGACCUGAUCAAGAAGAUGAACAUCGACUCGUCGCGGCUGUCGUCGAUCUACGAGCCGGUUUCGGACGCGGAGCAGGCUCCGAGCGACGUGGACGUGGGGUCGAUGGCCGCGUCGUCGACAGUGUCCCCGCAGUUUUCUGCGUCGAACGGCCCCCAGACUCCGGCACGCCGCAGGUCGGUCUCGUCUGCUUUGGAGCAGGACGGGCCCGAGUCGCCAAUGUCGGCCAACUCCGUCGACGAGUACUACGUGCCCGACAAGGAUGCCGACGAGGUGUACGAGAAACUGCUGGACGACGUUGCCAGAGUGCGCUCCAACAGAUCCACCGGCUCGGAGAAGCAGGCGUAA